Molecule: messenger RNA, 960 nt
Organism: Megalops cyprinoides (Indo-Pacific tarpon)
Lineage: Eukaryota; Metazoa; Chordata; Actinopteri; Elopiformes; Megalopidae
Gene: zglp1
Product: zinc finger GATA like protein 1
Exons: 6
Coding region: 1-960 (319 amino acids)
Biological process (GO): regulation of transcription by RNA polymerase II; oocyte development; spermatogenesis
Cellular component (GO): nucleus
Molecular function (GO): sequence-specific DNA binding; zinc ion binding
Source: RefSeq, a predicted model, not a curated record
AUGAACACAGGCUCAGAGAUGUCAAAUGCUUUCAGAAAAGGCACCAAAAAUGAACAGGAUAUCCAGGAUCACCAAGUACCCCAGUCUGUCAUUCUCUAUCUUCUUCAGGAAGCUACCAAGCUUGCCUCCCCCUCUGAUUCGGCCAGGUAUGCCUCUACCAGUCACUUUAACAGCUAUUGCCAGCUUGAUUCAGAGCCCCAGAAGAGCUACACAGGCUCCUUCUCCGUCAUGCAUAGUCAGCCCAGCAGUAGCCCUUGGGAGGUUAUGAGUCUGAUCAACCUACAGUGUGAGAGGCUUCUUUGUCCGGUGGAUGGGAAGGAUGUGGAAAUGAAUUCGGUGGCAGCUGCCCCUGCCUUUGAGGAUAGAGGCUGUUCCUUCAAGAAGUCAAAAUCCACAGGCCACAGUGGGGAGCUGUCAGGAUUUAUGGAGGGUAACACCAGCCAUGCUGUCCCACAGCAUGAUGUGAAGGGGCGAGGCAGGAUGCCCAGGAAGCAGAGUCACCCGACCCGUAGUGCUGACCUUAGUGACCCUGACUUCCAGGGGGUAACCUUCCACAUGCACGCAGAGCUCAAUGACAGCAGGGACCAGUGUCGCCUGCUCAUUACCUCAAAUUACAGCGCAGAGCUCCUGAAAGGCCGCCGGAGGGAGAGACGCAGCAGGCCCCGGUCCCUGGUGAGCUGUUUGAAGAGCAGCAGCUCGGAGGAGGAGAGCGACUGCUCCGGCCUCUCCAAGAACAAAGUGUGUGCCUCCUGCAAUACGAAGAAGACCCCUCUGUGGCGGGAUGCCGAGGAUGGGACUCCAUUAUGUAAUGCCUGUGGAAUAAGGUAUAAGAAGUACCGUAUCAGGUGUUUUCAGUGCUGGAACAUCCCCAGGAAAGAGAGCAAUUCAAAUUUGAAGUGCCACAAGUGUGGAGACGCGCUGAGGCUGGCAACUUCUCACCGCAAGCUCACCAGCUGGUAA